Messenger RNA from Dichotomopilus funicola, 4401 nucleotides. RefSeq lists its product as uncharacterized. The record is from RefSeq and is a predicted model, not a curated record. The transcript has 2 exons. Bases 1 to 4401 code for a protein of 1466 amino acids. Gene Ontology annotation, molecular function: guanyl-nucleotide exchange factor activity. Gene Ontology annotation, biological process: regulation of ARF protein signal transduction. NCBI's taxonomy places the organism in Eukaryota, Fungi, Ascomycota, Sordariomycetes, Sordariales, Chaetomiaceae.
AUGGGCAGCGAGAGCGACAUGCGACGCCACUCGUUGCUUGAUUCUCUCGCUACACCUGCCCCCAAGCCGCCACCCUUCUCGACCGGGUCCGCCGCCGAGCCAUCCGCCCUCUCGUCAGUCGCCGAGGACGCGACCUCUCCGAGCGCACCCCCGUCGUCGUCGGCCGGCCUGCCCCGGGAUAGCAUCUCGGUGGCAUCGACCCACGAUGUUCCCUCGAUCGUUGAGCCCUCCGGUGCCCCCGGCCCAGCCUCUCUGACCGGCUCCGACUACUCACACAAGCACCGCCGCUUCUCUAUGCUGAGGUUUCGUAAUGCGUCUGACUCUCAGCUGGCAGCAAAGGCCAAACUUCACGCCGCGGCAGAGAAACCUCCGCCGGUACCACGCCCCCCGGAAAUUAUCACGACCGCCCCAACUUUCCAGCCCAAUGUCCCUCGAAAAAAGACUUCUCGUAUUAACUUUGGUCGACUGCGCCGCUCAGGCGAGCUCCCCAGGACAGACGAGGCGAACGAAGCGAGCACUCAGAGUUACGACCGAUUCCCCAGAGUCCCCGAGCACAGCGUAUCGUUUGAAGAAACGAAGCGGCCCAUGUCGUCGAAUACCCAUGGCCCGCCGGCUUACGGGGAUGAAAAUUCCUCAUCGUUAGCGCUCCCCCACAAUAGAUUGUCCGAAUCUUCCAGGUCGGAUGCUAGCUCUGGGGAUAGGGUUUAUGGGAGCACGACGACAACUACCCACACAGUCCAGACAACAACAACGUUUUUUAGGCUUCCGCGGAGGAAACCCAAGCAACCGGAACCCCUGUUUCCUAUUGCUCACCUUAAGCCGAAGUCCAAAGGUCCGUCCACGGAAGACUCGAAUCUAUCAAGCUCCUCGGCAAUCACCUCAAUUGCUGGGUCACCCGGCCGCUCCAACUCCAAUGCCUCCCGCGGUAGCCAAUUCACCCCAACACCAUCAAGGGCCCCAUCGAGAAACGGUAUGGCUACGCCGCCACCACCAAAUCAAGCCGUUGCAGCCUUAUCGCGACCCUCUGCGUCCCCGGCAACCGCGCUUUUCCGUCCAAGUUCGAGGCAAUCAGGGCAAUCCUCUCCAACUCGGAGCUACAUUCAUAGGCGGGGUAGGUCCUCGACUAUGAGCUCUCUCGGCAGGAACUCUCCGCGGGACUCUGUAGACGACCACUUGGCCCCUCCAACCUCGAGGACAUCCAUCUCGACCGGCCGCAAGAGCUUUGGAGACCUCCUUGGUCUUGGCCGGUUGAGGCAGAACCAGGACAUGGCGCCAUCACGACAGGGAACGUUGACGCCCAUGACUCCUGGCUCCAGCGCCUCGAAAAACAAUUCCUUCCAGCUACCCCGUGGGUCUGUCACCCUACCGGAACGCCAGGAUGACGAUACGCCGGCAAAGUACCUCGAACGUCUUCUGGAAGUUGUCAGUCGGAGUGUAGUAGCUGCAGCACUCUCUAAGAAGACGGACCCGUUUUCCUUGUCAGUGUUGCGGAGUUACAUGCGUGGGUUCCGCUUCUUUGGAGACCCCAUGGAUAUGGCGUUGCGGAAACUUUUGAUGGAGGCCGAGCUGCCCAAGGAAACACAACAAAUUGACCGUUUCUUGCAAGCGUUUGCCAACCGAUAUCACGAAUGCAACCCGGGCAUCUACUCCUCCCCAGACCAGGCGUACUUCAUCGCAUUUUCCCUCCUUAUUCUGCACACCGAUGUGUUCAACAAAAAUAACAAACACAAGAUGCAGAAGGCCGAUUAUCUCAAGAACACAAACGGCGAGGGGAUCUUUGACGAGAUUCUCGAAGUGUUCUACGACAAUAUCACAUACACCCCCUUCAUCCACGUGGAAGACGAUUUGGACAUCAACGGCGACCGCAUCCUGUCCCAAAAGGCUCGCAAAAAAUCGAUAUUCCCCGGCGCCGCCCCAGACCCUGCGAAGCGAGUUUCCAAGGAGCCCGUUGAUCCCUAUACGUUGAUCAUCGACAGUCGGUUAGACCUGCUACGGCCCAACCUCAAAGAGGUGAUGCAGACGGAGGAUCCAUACGGCUACCUCGGGACCGCGAAAUGCCUGAACAUGAAGGAGUUGCAAAGAACGUUUUUCAAGACGGGUGUUUUGCAAAUAGUGUCAGCCAGAUCUCGUCCAGAUGCCUUCAUGACGGAAAAGACAGUUACGAAUCCGGAAGAAGCGCACCCCGGCAUUGUGGACAUCAAAAUCACCAAGGUCGGCCUGUUGUGGCGGAAGGAUGCGAAGAAGAAGAAGACGAGAUCACCAUGGCAGGAAUGGGGGGCUAUCCUAACGGGUGCUCAGCUCUAUUUCUUCCGCAACACGACAUGGAUCAAGCAGUUAAUGCACCAGCAAAAAGACCACCUUAAGAAGGGUCAUGAUGGUGAUCCGUGUAUUUUCAAACCGCCCCUGGAACACUUCAAGCCUGAUGCCUUGAUGUCAACAGAAGGCGCAGUUGCGUUGUUGGAUUCGUCCUAUAACAAGCACAAAAAUGCUUUUGUUUACGUCAGGCAUGGCGGGUUAGAGGAGGUGCUUCUCGCCGAAGACGACGAGGACAUGAAUGAUUGGAUCGCUAAGCUCAACUACGCUGCCGCCUUCAGGACAUCAGGGGUCCGGAUGCGGGGCGUAAUCGGGGGCAAUUAUGACGGGCAAAAUCGGCGCGCGAUCCGGGGAUCCGGCAGUGAUGUUCAGGUAAUUCAAACCCCGACGGGUGAGGUGACAGUGACGCGGAGCCGCAUCGAUCACCAGAUGGCGCAAGACAUCUUGUCAGCACGGCGGGAUUUUAUGCGCCAAAAGAUCAUCGACGCCGACGAGAAGCUGAAGGAGGUCGAAUUGACAUUGGAAUCGCAACUUCGCAACUCGAGGCACCUGCAAAUACUCGCGCCAAUAUCGCCCAAAACACGAGAGCACAUGCUGCUGGCUGCGGCGCGGAUGGCGGCCCAGCUCAAGUGGACACGAAUGGAGAUCUGGAAGCUCAAGUGCCACCGCGAUGUUCUGCAGCUGGAUAUGGAGGAAGAGCGCCAGCUCCUCGGCCUUCCUUCAGACGCGGACGGGGAGUCGGUGGCCAAAACGCUCACCAGGGAACCGUCUAAGGUCAGCCACACGGCUGAUUCCCAUACAGGCUCACCUCCAGCGCAGCUCCCGCUGAGGCGGCCGUCCACCAUGACUGCCAGAUCAGAUGACAAUGCUUCACCAGUAACAGAGGUGUUCCAAACACCACCCACCACCGCGGCUGCGAGCAGGGAAGAGCUAUGGGGUGUGCCCGGCGAGGGAGCCGGCCAAGCUGAAGCGAAGAAGCCAUCGGCUUCGGCGACGGAUCUCGCCGAGGUGUCAACACCCACGCCCGCAGCUGCGCCGGCAACGCCGCAAAAGGGCGAGAAUGCAUCACCCGCUUCUCCCGGGAAGCGUGGAUACGGGCAAUCUGACGAAAUGGAUGAUGCUGAUGAGCGGGAGUUGCUGGAACAGGCUGGGUUGCUCGAACCCGAGAUAUCUCGUUCGUCGGAUCCUAGGAGCGCCCACGGCUUCGUGGACGCAGAGGAGAGCCCCGACCACCGCGACCGAUCUUCCAGCGGUACCCCAGGAGACCGGAGCGAACGGAGUAAGAUUCGCCGCAGCCUGCAGCGCACUCUUAGGGAGGGCGCGGGUCACAUCGGUAGCCAUCGGCACCGCAGAGCUAAAGACUCGACGUCGAACGCUACCCUGUCGGAUGAUGGCAAUCGUGAGGCUCCCGAUGUCCUCCCGCGGGGCACCGGCUCGUUUGUAGUGCACGGCAAGAAAGCCUCGGUGAUCACUUUUGGGAAUGAGCUGCAGAUGCAGAGUCUUGCAUCGGAUGAACGUCUGCGUCAGCGGCUGCAGCGGGAAGACUCAACUAGCAUCCGCACCGGUGCUGGGUCUGCCGAAAACAAUGAUUUCCACUCCAUUCUGUCUGCCCAAUCGGCUACUCAAGGCCGCGAACGCCGCAGCUCGGCCGCCAGUGCUAGCACUGCCACGGCAAGGAGCUUCAGGGACUUGCACAGGAAGUACUCCUCCGCUCAGGCAGCGAACCGACACUUUGGAGGCAACCUUGCCCUGCCAUCUGACGAGGACAGCGAUGCUGCGAUCAGCUUCUCCGAUGGCCGCCGCACCCCUUUGCCGCCUAUUGAGGGUGAGGAAGGCCCGGGGCCUCAGCCGGAAUUGGAACGGGCACAGCUAGAGGGAAACAACACCAACGGCGACUCGGAUGGGGUCGAAUACUUGGAGCUUAGCCCCCCGCCCAGCCGUGAGGGCCGCGGGACCAUGUUCUUCACCCCCGAGCCGCCUUCGUCACCUGUCGCGGAAACGGCGAACGACGGGGAGUCCACACAUGUCGAGGCGACUGAGAGCAGCGACCGACUCCCGAGUCCACCGCUACAGGCCGUCGGUGCUUAG